AUGGAGGGUGCUUCCAAAAUAAGGAAAUUCUUUUCCCCUUUACUUUCGCAGCAACCCCUUCUCGUGGCUCUAGUCCUCAUCCUCGUCUUCGCUAUCAAUUAUCCAUCACUCUCCGAUAGUCAUGCCGCCGCAGCUCACCAUCUCCACCGUCGUAGCUUCUUAUCCACCGGAAUCUUCUCUUCCUCUUCUUCUGCUCGCGAAGGAGCUGCUCGUGAGACAAUCCUCGACCGCAAAAAGACCUCACGGUCUCUCUGUCCUCGUGACCGGAGCCGCCGGUUUCGUCGGACCCCACGCCUCACUCGCGUUGAUGGAGACGGCGUCUUAGGAUUCGACAACUUCAACGAUUACUACGACCCAUCACUAAAAAGAGCAAGACAAGAUCUUCUAAAGAAACAAAAAGUGUUCAUGGUUGAAAUUUGUAUAGAUUUACACCAUUAG
This is a messenger RNA of Arabis nemorensis, 438 nucleotides long. The record is from the annotation of a GenBank genome assembly. NCBI's taxonomy places the organism in Eukaryota, Viridiplantae, Streptophyta, Magnoliopsida, Brassicales, Brassicaceae.